Elephantulus edwardii (Cape elephant shrew) is the source of this 3336-nucleotide messenger RNA. RefSeq names its product non-SMC condensin II complex, subunit G2 (gene NCAPG2). The record is from RefSeq and is a predicted model, not a curated record. Gene Ontology annotation, biological process: mitotic sister chromatid segregation. NCBI's taxonomy places the organism in Eukaryota, Metazoa, Chordata, Mammalia, Macroscelidea, Macroscelididae. Bases 157 to 3336 code for a protein of 1059 amino acids. Gene Ontology annotation, cellular component: nucleus; condensin complex. The transcript has 26 exons.
GCCUCUGACCCUUUCAAUCUAAGUGAAUUAUUAGAUGAAUUAUCAAGUAAACAGAAAGAGGAACUAUGGCAACGACUCAAGAAUUUAUUAACAGAUGUGUUGUUAGAAAGCCCAGUGGAUGAGUGGCAGAUAGUAAAAAUCAAAACUGAAGAUGACAUGGAAAUAGAACAUGAUUCAAAAAUGAAGAAAAACAUAGAAAUAAUUAAUGCAGUUACAUCUGUGAUGGUUAUGUGUGUAUCUCUAAUAAAUGGGAGUGAGAAGUAUGACGCCUUGCUGGAGUGUGCCACCAUACUAAAUGGAAUUUUAUAUGCAUUACCUGCAUCUGAACGAAAAAUGCAUAAUUCCAUUCAGGAUCUUUGUGUUUCUUGGUGGGAGAAAGGCCUGUCUGCCAAAGAAGAGAUGGGAAAAACAGCAUUUAUCAUGUUAUUAAGGAAGAGUCUUGAGACUAAAACAGGUGCAGAUAUAUGUCGCCUUUGGCGUAUUCAUAGAGCUUUAUAUUGCUUUGAUUUUGAUUUGGAAGAAAGUAUAGACGUUAAAGAUAUGCUACUUCAGUGCUUCAUAAAUGUUAAUUAUAUCAAGAAAGAAGAGGGAAGAAGAUUUCUUAGUUCUCUCUUUAACUGGAAUAAAAACUUUAUUAAAAUGAUCCAUGGGACCAUUAAAAACCAGUUACAGGGAUUACCAAAAUCUUUGAUGGUAUACAUUGCAGAAAUCUAUUUUAGAGCUUGGAGAAAGGCUUCUGGGGACAUAUUGGAGGCAAUUGAGAAUGAUUGCAUUCAAGACUUCAUGUAUCAUGGAAUUAAUCUCCAAAGAAAGUCUCCAGUCCACUCAAAAGUACGGGAGGUGCUGAGUUAUUUUCAUCAUCAAAAGCAAGUUCGACAGGGAGUAGAAGAGAUGCUUUAUAGAUUGUAUAAACCCAUCCUUUGGAGAGGAUUAAAGGCCAGAAACUCUGAAGUUCGAUCAAAUGCUGCUCUCUUGUUUGUUGAAGCAUUUCCUAUUAGAGAUCCAAACUUUAAUACUAUUGAAAUGGAUAAUGAAAUCCAGAAACAGUUUGAAGAACUAUACGGCCUUUUAGAAGAUCCUUAUCCGCUGGUCCGUUCCACAGGAAUUCUUGGUGUUUAUAAAAUAACUUCUAACUACUGGGAACUGAUGCCUCCAAUCAUUCUUAUUGAUCUUUUAAAGAAAGUAACUGGGGAACUAGCUUUUGAUACAAGCUCAGCUGAUGUUCGUUGUUCUGUCUUUAAGUGCCUGCCAAUCCUUUUGGAUAAUAAGCUAAGUCACCCAUUAUUAGAACAGCUUUUGCCCACACUAAAAUACAGUCUCCAUGACAAUUCUGAGAAAGUGAGAGUGGCCUUUGUUGAUAUGCUGCUGAAAGUUAAAGCUGUGAGAGCUGCUAAGUUUUGGAAUAUAUGUCCUAUGGAAUAUAUUUUGGUUCGUCUGGAAAUGGAUUCUCGACCUGUUGUCCGGCGCUUGGUCAGCCUCAUCUUCAAUUCUUUCCUGCCUGUUAAUCAGCCCGAGGAAGUGUGGUGUGAGCGCUGUGUCACCCUGAUCCAGAUGAACCACGCUGCCGCCAGGAGGUUUUAUCAGUACGCCCAUGAACACACUGCGUGCACUAACAUAGCAAAGCUGAUUCAUGUUAUUCGUCGUUGCUUAAACGCGUGCAUCCAUAAAGCAGUAAGAGAGCAUCAAGAAGAGGAUGAAGAACGGGAAAAGGAGAACGUGAGUGUUCUAGACCAAACAUUGUCAGUAAACGAUGUUGCAUCCAUGUCAGGUUUGUUAGAAAUCAUUGUCAUUCUCUGGAAAAGUAUUGCUAGAAGUUUGGAAAAAAAUAAAGAAGCCAAAGUUUACACCAUUAACAAGUUUGCUGCUGCACUUCCACAGUAUCUUAAAGUAUUUACGGAUGAUCGCUGUAAAACUCCUUUAUUUAUAUUAAUGUCCUUUGUACCAGCCUCUGCUGUCCUUCCCUUCAGCUGCAGUGUCAUCUCCACAUUAAGAAGUCAAGAAGAAGGAGCUGUAGAUAAGAACUAUUGUACUUUGUUAGAUUGCCUCUGUUCCUGGGGACAAGUGGGACAUAUUCUGGAGCUCUUUUCUGAUUGGUUGCCUGAGGAACAGCCUCCAAGCAAGAGUAAUUCAGCAUCUAAACGAAAAGUUCAAAUUCAUGAUACACGCCCCAUAAAGCCUCACUUAGCUUUGAUUUACUUGGAGUAUUUGCUGACCCAUCCAAAGAAUCGGGAAUGCCUGCUCUCUGCUCCACGAAAGAAACUGAACCUUCUUUUAAAAGCACUUGACACAUCAAAGGCGGAUCUAGAAUCAAUUUUACAGUCAUCAGGUGAGAAACCUCAUCAUUUCAAUCAAGCCACAGCCCUCCAAGCCUUUAGUCUCCAUUGUCGAUUUAGUAUUCAUCUUCAGUACAAGUUUUCUUCAGAAGAAAAUAUUUAUCUAUCUAUUUUGGAAGAUGCUGGAUUUUGGUUAGAAAACAAAAUUUUACCUUUUAUUCAAGAUCAAGAAGAAGAAUAUUUGAAGCUCCAUAGAGUUAUUUAUCAGCAAGUCAUUCAGACCUAUCUCACUGUGGGCAAAGAUGUUGUGAUGGUUGGCCUUGGUGACUAUAAAUUUCAGAUACAACUUUUAAAGCGAAGUCUUAGAAUUAUGCAAACAGUGAAGGGAUUUUUUUAUAUGUCAUUACUUCUUGGCAUUCUGAAAGAGAUAACGAGAAAUCUCUUACUUCAGAAAUCAGAUUCAAAUGAAGAGGUUGUAACACUAUUUGACACAAUCCAGAAAGUUUUUCAGAACAUGUUGGAAUGUAUUGCACGGUGCUUCAAAAAGCAACCAGAAGAAGGCCUACGGCUACUUUAUUCUGUGCAGACACCUCUGCAUGACUUUAUAGCUACCAUUCAGACUUGGCAUGCCGGAACAUCCAUUCACCGAGGAGUGCUUUCUACUCUGAUUGCUGCACCAGUGAUGGAGAUAAGUUACCAAUUACGAAAGGUUUCUGAUAUAGAAGAGCUUACCCCACCAGAGUGCCUUGCAGAUCUUCCACCAUUUUCAAGAUGUUUAAUAGGAAUAAUAAUGAAGACUUCUGAUGUGGUCAGGUCCUUUUUAGAUGAGCUAAAGACGUGUGUUAUUUCAGAUGAGAUUGAAGGCAUUGUGUGUCUCACAGCUGUUAUGCAUAUUAUUUUGGCUAUUAAUAAAGGUAAACAAAAAAUCUCAACAGUGAAGGAAGUUGGAUUAAUUAUUCAAGGAAAACUGAAGACAUUCAUGGAGAUAAGUUUUCAAGAGGAUAGCAUUGAAAGGUAUCUCUGUGAAUCAUCUUUAAAAACACUGAGUGAAUUUUUGAAUUAA